This is a messenger RNA of Sphaeroforma arctica JP610, 920 nucleotides long. RefSeq lists its product as hypothetical. The record is from RefSeq and is a predicted model, not a curated record. Lineage: Eukaryota; Ichthyosporea; Ichthyophonida. The coding region runs from base 173 to 640 and encodes 155 amino acids. The transcript is spliced from 4 exons.
AUAUAUAAUAUAUAUGUGUGUGUGUGUGGUGCGUGUAUGAAACGGAUCGGUGUCUAAUUCUGCGUACCUACUGUAACACUAUUCGAACAACCCCACAGGACGAGUACCGUUUGACCAUCUGGCGAACGGCCCUAUUCUGCUACACAGACUACAGUACGAGAAAGAAAACGGCAUGUACCUGGAGAGACCGGAAGCGUCUAUAUCAGGUGAGGUGUACGACAUUGUGAAGAACUGCUGGCACCCAAUUGCACAGAAGCGGCCGCACAUCUCCGAAUUGGCGACGGAACUACAGGCCAUAUUCGACAGAAUCAAAGGAAGCGUCUACGCCCAGCAAGGCAGUCCACUGGUGGGAUAUACAGAAGGGAACAGGAAACGACGUCCUUCAGAAACGACACAGAAGCACAAGACACUUAAACACGGGACAUACAGACAAAGCCGACUACGCAAACCUACAGAGUAUCGACGGCUAUGUCUACGAUGUACUUGCAAACCCUCAACAGACGCAGCUGAGUCACAGCUUUGCAAAACUAAAGGCCGAUUGGUGGCCGGGGCAGAUGGUAACACAUAUACUAACGUCGACUUGGAGGAAGUUCUAAUUGGACCUGAUAAUAUGACUAAGGUGAUCUCCAAAAAUGGUUGAAGAUAGGAAGAAGGGGUUGAUUUUACACAGUCAGGCAUAUGCUACCAAUGUGUAUACGAUAACAGAAAUUUAGAUAUAUAGUAAGAAAUCACAUAUGCAAAACGUACCCCACAUAUACACUUUGAGGGACAAUUAUAAACAUCGUUUUGCCAGAGGCUGGGCCAUCGAAUAGUGGAAUUUACCAGAAUUCCAAAGCGUGUGGAGUGUGGACACGGAUAACAAAGCGACAUAUCUGUAGAUAUAAAAAUACAUUAAAUGCAGUAAAAAGAAUGUUCUUGGG